Molecule: messenger RNA, 6041 nt
Organism: Pogona vitticeps (central bearded dragon)
Lineage: Eukaryota; Metazoa; Chordata; Lepidosauria; Squamata; Agamidae
Source: RefSeq, a predicted model, not a curated record
UGGCGCUGUCCUUCGGAGCGGCCGCAGGAGCCGCCGGAGCCGCGAGGCCGCUGCUGCCGCCCAAGGAAGGGAGCCGCCCGAGGCCGCCGAGCAGGAGCCGGACGAGAAGAGGAGGAGGAGGAGGAGGAGGAAGAAGGCCAACGGCCAUGGUCAUUAAGGCGGACGAGGUCAGGCCGGCGGGAGCCGUGGCGGAGCCGAAGCAACCACAGCAGAGCCCCGCGGAAGACCCGCCCAGCGUAGCCCUGAUGAACGGCAAUGGCUUGCACGAGAACCACAAGGAUGAGACCAGGGAGAACGGUCACGAGGAGCCGGCCCCCGCGGAGGAGGGGAACGACCACGAGGUCAUCGUCAUCCAGGACACCGGCUUCACCGUCAAAAUCCACGCGCCGGGGGUGGAGCCCUUCCCGUUGCAGGUUUCCCCGCAAGAGAUGGUCCAGGAGAUCCACCAGGUGUUGAUGGACCGGGAGGACACCUGCCACCGGACGUGCUUCUCCCUCCAGCUGGACGGCAACGUCCUGGACAAUUUUGCCGAGCUGAAGACCAUCGAAGGCCUCCAAGAAGAUUCGGUGUUAAAAGUCGUCGAAGAGCCGUACACAGUCCGGGAAGCCAGGAUCCACGUCCGUCACAUCCGAGACCUUUUGAAGAGCCUCGAUCCCUCGGACGCCUUCAACGGGGUCGACUGCAACUCGCUGUCGUUUCUCAGCGUCUUCACGGAAGGGGACCUCGGAGAGAGCGGGAAGCGGAAGAAGAAAAGCGUGGAAAUGGAGCAGAUCGACUGCACCCCUCCGGAACAUAUCCUGCCCGGAAGCAAGGAGAGGCCCCUCUGUCCCCUUCAGCCUCAGAACAGAGACUGGAAGCCUUUGCAGUGCCUAAAAGUCCUCACGAUGAGCGGCUGGAACCCCCCGCCCGGGAACCGGAAGAUGCACGGGGACCUCAUGUACCUCUACGUCAUCACGAUGGAAGAUCGGCACGUGAGCAUCACGGCGUCGACGCGAGGCUUUUACCUCAACCAGUCCACCGCCUACGUCUUCAACCCCAAGCCGGCCAACCCUAGCUUCCUCAGCCAUUCCCUGGUGGAGCUCAUGAACCAGAUCAGCCCCACCUUCAAAAGGAACUUCGCUUCCCUCCAGAAGAAACGCGUCCAGAGGCACCCGCUGGAACGGAUCUCUACCCCAUUCCAGGUGUACACCUGGACGGCACCCCUGGCCGAACAUGCCAUGGACUGCGUGCGGGCCGAAGACGCCUAUACCUCGAGGCUGGGCUACGAAGAACACAUCCCGGGACAGACCAGAGAUUGGAACGAGGAGUUGCAGACGACCCGGGAGCUGCCCCGGAAGAAUCUUCCCGAGAGGCUCCUGAGAGAACGAGCGAUCUUUAAGGUCCACAGCGACUUCACGGCGGCCGCCACGCGGGGGGCCAUGGCGGUGAUCGACGGCAACGUCAUGGCCAUCAACCCGAGCGAGGAGACCAAGAUGCAGAUGUUCAUCUGGAACAACAUCUUCUUCAGCCUGGGCUUCGACGUCCGCGACCACUACAAGGACUUUGGGGGGGACGUGGCCGCCUACGUGGCCCCCACCAACGACCUCAACGGGGUGCGCACCUACAACGCCGUGGACGUGGAAGGCCUCUACACGUUGGGCACGGUGGUGGUGGACUACCGGGGCUACCGGGUCACGGCCCAGUCCAUCAUCCCGGGGAUCCUGGAGCGCGAGCAGGAGCAGAGCGUCAUCUACGGCUCCAUCGACUUCGGCAAGACCGUCGUCUCCCACCCCAAGUACCUGGAGCUUCUGGAGAAGACCAGCCGGCCGCUCAAGAUCCAGAAGCACCCCGUGCUCAACGACAAGGACCAGGAGGUGCCGCUGUGCUCGUCCGUCGAGUGCAAGGGGAUCAUCGGCAACGACGGGCGGCACUACAUCCUCGACCUCCUCCGAACCUUCCCCCCCGAUCUGAACUUUCUGCCGGUCGACGGGGAGGAGAUGCCGGAGGAGUGCCGGAAAAUGGGCUUCCCCAAACACCACCGGCAUAAGCUCUGCUGCCUUCGGCAAGAACUGGUCGAUGCCUUUGUAGAGCACAGAUAUCUCAUGUUCAUGAAGUUGGCGGCCCUCCAGCUGAUGCAGCAGAAGGCCAACCAACCGGAGAACGGCGCCUCGUUGGAAAACGGCGGCAGCCCCACUGGUGUCUCCUCCGAAAAUGGGGUGGAGGAGGGGGAGAAAUCCCCCAUAGAAGAGAGGAGGCUGGAGGACAAGAUGGAGGGCAACCUGGAAGAGAACGUGGCCGGGCUGGACCGGGUGAAAGAGCUGACGGAAACCAUCGCGUCGGAUGAUGUAGCGGUGGACCCCAAAAGCAAGGAGGUGAUUCAAAAUGCGUGCAGAGCGGUGGGCUCCAUCAGCGACACGGCCUUUGACAUCCGGUUUAACCCCGACAUAUUCUCCCCAGGCGUUCGCUUCCCAGAGUCCAGCAAGGAGCAGAUUCAGGACCAGAAGCGGUUGCUGAAGGACGCAGCUGCCUUCCUGGUGUCCUACCAGAUUCCAGGCUUGGUCAAAGACUGCCUGGACCACACGGUGCUGCCGAUGGACGGGGCCACCCUGGUGGAGGCCAUGCACCAGCGGGGGAUCAACAUGCGCUACCUGGGCAAGGUGGUCGACUUCGUCACCCAGACCCCGGCCCGGACUCAGCUGGAUCACAUCUACAAAAUCGGAAUCAUGGAACUGAUUACUCGGUCGGCCAAGCACGUCUUCAAGGUCUACCUUCAGGGCGUGGAGCUUUCCGGCUUAUCGGCCGCCAUCAGCCACUUCCUCAACUGCUUCGUCAGCGCCUUCCCGAACCCCGUCGCCCACCUUCCCGUGGACGAGCUGGUCUCCAGGAAGAAGAGCAAGAGGAGGAAAAACCGGAACCUGGGGGCCGCCGACAACACGGCCUGGGCCACCAUGAGCCCCCAGGAGCUGUGGAAGAAUAUCUGCGCCGAAGCCAAGAGUUACUUUGACUUCGGCCUCGAAUGCGAGAGCGUGGACCAAGCUGUCGAGGUUUAUAACCUACAGAAGAUUACUCUCCUCCGGGAGAUCUCCCUCAAAACUGGAAUCCAGAUCCUAUUGAAGGAGUAUAACUUUGAUAACCGGCACAAGCCAACGUUCACGGAGGAAGACAUCCUGAACAUCUUCCCCGUCGUGAAACACGUCAACCCCAAAGCCUCGGACGCCUUCCACUUCUUCCAGAGCGGGCAAGCCAAAGUGCAGCAAGGUUUUCUGAAGGAAGGCUGCGAGCUGAUCAGUGAGGCCUUAAACCUGUUCAACAACGUGUACGGCGCGAUGCACGUGGAAAUCUGUGCCUGUCUUCGGCUCUUGGCUCGCUUGAACUACAUCAUGGGAGACUAUUCAGAGGCCUUAAGUAAUCAACAGAAAGCCGUGUUAAUGAGCGAAAGGGUCCUUGGUAUCGAGCAUCCCAACACGAUCCAGGAAUACAUGCACCUGGCGCUCUACUGCUUCGCCAACAGCCAGCUGUCCACCGCGCUCAACUUGCUGUAUCGCGCACGCUACCUCAUGCUGUUGGUGUUUGGCGAAGACCAUCCGGAAAUGGCUCUCUUGGACAACAACAUCGGGCUGGUCCUCCACGGAGUGAUGGAGUACGACCUCUCCCUGCGGUUUCUGGAGAACGCCCUCGUGAUCAACUCAAAAUACCACGGCGCCAAGUCCCUGAAAGUUGCACUGAGCCACCACCUGGUAGCCCGCGUGUAUGAAAGCAAAGCUGAAUUCCGGUCAGCGCUACAGCACGAGAAGGAAGGUUAUACCAUCUAUAAGAAUCAGCUCGGCGAGCACCACGAGAAGACCAAAGAAAGCUCGGAGUAUUUGAAAUACCUGACCCAGCAGGCCGUGGCCCUCCAACGCACAAUGAACGAAAUCUACCGGAACGGUUCGAACGCCAACAUCGUGCCCUUGAAAUUCACGGCUCCCAGUAUGGCCAGCGUCUUGGAGCAGCUGAACAUCAUCAAUGGGAUCCUCUUCAUUCCGCUCAGCCAAAAAGAUUUGGAAAACUUGAAAGCCGAAGUGCAGAGACGGCAGCAGCUGCAAGAAGCUCUGAAGGGCGGAGAGCAUCCAGAAUCGGAAGAAAAGCCCCCGGAGGAGAGUCAGUCGGUCCCCGUGACGCCCUAGCCCAGAGCGACCUUGCUCGAGUUAGUUUAGCUGAUCCGGGGCACCGGGGGUGGGGUGGGGGCUUUUUUUUGUUUUGUUUUAUUUCGUUCUGUUUUUGCAAUGGAGUCUGAUUCCUGGCGUGGCUGAGUCUCGUGGCAGGAUGGCUUCCCCUUUGGGCAAUAUUUUGGGUUUUGUUUUUUUUUAAUUUGCACUGGUACCAUGAAAAUACAACGCAAAAGAAUGAAAUCUUCAGCGCAAUCAAAUCGUUCCCGGGCAGGUUGGCACCCGGCUGUCCAAAGCGCAGGGUGGGACUGCCCCACGACCGGUGUGCAGAGCGGCGCGGCCCGGACUCGGGAGGUGGAGGCCAGCAUUUUUUGAAGCGGGGAGGGGGGGCAGAGAAGAGAGGCAUGCGGGGAGGGGAGCGGUGGGUAUGUGUGCGUGCGUCUGUGUCCAACCAUCAAGCCAUUUCUACUGUGUACAUAAGAGAUUUAAUUCCAAGUUGGAGGUAUAAUAAUGUUUCUCAGGUCAUUUUUUUAAAAUGUUGAUUUUAAAGGACACGUCACUGUGUGAGGAGCAGAAACGCUGCUCCUUCUCUGCCGAGACCCCCCCCCCCUUUCCGGAGUUCUUCUUUUCUCCUUCUGACCUUCGGUCCUCGGCCCCCAGACCCUUGCUCAGGCGAUCGUAACACUAUAAAUAUUAUAUAUGAAAUAUAAAUUCAGCCAUAUUUUUAAUGUAAAAAAUUGGUGGCUUUUUUUUUUUUUUGGUUUUGGUUUGGUAUGUUUUUUUUUUUUUUAAAUAGCCUGAACAGGGUCGAAAAGACCGAGCCGAGGUUGUGAGGGCGAUGCAGGAGAAACCGCUGUCCACGUUUAGGAGACGGCCUCGGGCUUCCCUUUGGGUUCAACGUUUCUUCCUUUUCCCUCUGCAUCUGUGUGUGUGUGUGUGUGUGUGACAAUUGUGGGUUGUUUUUCUGGAAAAGGGUGGAGGGGUUGGCGGACCUCCUUGCCUUAGGGGGAGGCAUCUUUCUCUGCAUUGGCCUGCAUUUGGAAAAAGUGCAAAAGUUGGGUGCGUUGUCGGCCGGGGGGGGGCUGCCUCCUUUUCGAAGCCGGGGGCCAAAGAAGGUCCCGGAUCGGUGCUGGUGGAAACCGCCGGGACACCUUCCCACGGAUCUGGUCCUGCCGAGGAGCUGAGCUCAUUGGGCCUCUCCUUAAAGCACCCCGAAAGUUUGAAACGCCUCCUCGGCCUUCCCCGUCGGCAGCGGAAGCUUCCCCAGUGCCUGCGGAAGGGGGGGGACCUCCUGCCGCCUGUGGGUCACAAACCGCCUCCUUUGGUGGCCUUCCCUUCCCACACCCUUGGCUUUGAAGGGAGAGCCGUGUCAGUCCUCCUCCGAAUUAGGGGUACACACCACUGCCCCCCCACGCCCCCCCUUGAGAAACCGCUGUGGAUUUUCUGGCGGCUUCUCCUCUUGCCGGAGGAGCAGCUCCCGAGGAAUGGAAAGAUGGCUCUCGCGGACCCCUUAAAGGUUUCCACGCGCCCACCUUUCUGGCUCAUCUCCCUCCCACCCCGGUCUUCUCAAGGACUUGCGCCCUUUGUGGGAAAGAAAGACUGCGCCUUGGAGAGAGCGUCUCUCGAACUGGGACCCGGGAGGCCAAAUCCCACCUAGUCAGAAGGAGGGGGAGUGUGGCGGCCAGGGGUGUGUGUGUGCGUGCGGGUGUGUGUUUUCCAGCAGAAAAGCCGUUCGGUCAAAACUCUGGCAGUUGAGCUGAAUCAAUGUCUACUUUUCUCUCUUCCCUCCCAACCCCCCCAAAAAAAGGUUUAUCUGUGAAUGUAUUAAAAACCAAGAAUCAUGAACUGAAAACAGCAAAGCCUCUUGCUUUUCUCUCUCCCUUUGGGUGAAAUAAUAAAUGUCAUUAAAUACGA